CGGCGGCGGUCAACUUCAAUCGAAACCCAGACCUGGUCGUCGAGGUUCACAGUCAGCUUUUGUGCUCCCGAUCGGCCCGAGCCGACUUCAGUCACUGAGAGACGGUUAUCGAGCACGGACGUGCUUUUUUUCGUUGUUGUUCGGCUGCGCAACCUAAAGUGUGGUUGGCUCGUGAAUACGCAAGGAGUGUUGUGAGCUACACGAACUAUUUGUUACGGCGAAUCGGUUCUAAUGCAGAUGCAGCAGUGUGUAAAGGGUGAAGUUUUGAAAAGGGGUGAAACGGUGUAAACUUCGGAAAUCUAAGUCCCCUUUGCUGUGCGGGACGCGAAACGUGCAGUUUCAGCAAGCCAAUAUACAAUGAAUGUUGUUUAGAAGAGUUGUGUGGAGUUGUGUGAGCAAGAAACGGUUAUAUUGUCGUGAGUGUUACUCGUAAAUCAACUGGAAAUCUAGCAGAAAUCAACCAUGGCACCGCCAACCAAGUGCCUCAACUUACUGGGAUUAACGCUGACAGUGCUGGCGAUCGGAGCGGUCCGCGCUGUCGAUGAGCUCAAGUGUGAACUGAUCACGGUUUCUGCGUGCCAAAAUUUGGUGUACAACAUGACGGUGGCCUCGGCUCCGAUGGCCAUGACCAACGGUUCCGGAAACUCGACCAGCGGCGAUCACAGCGAAUCCACCGGAAUCCGUUCCCAGCUCGAUGCCGAACUUCUGAUCACAUCCCUGCGACCGGUGAUCGAUUCGGGUUGCUCCAAGCAGGCCCUGUUCCUGUUCUGCUCGUCGCUGUUUCCGCUGUGCUCGGCGAACGCACCCCGGCCGGUCCAGCCGUGCCGGUCGCUCUGCGAACAGGUCCGCAAGGAUUGCUUCAGCGAUGCCGUCUUCAGCAAGCUGUGGCCCGCGUACUUGGAUUGCCGGACGCUGCCCCAGCCCGAGAACCACGGAUUGUGCAUGCAGGUCCCCCCGGAAGCCUCCGGAAGCGUCGAGAAGAACUUUACGAACCCAUCGGUGGCGCCACCUGCACCGCUGAAACCCUGGUCCAUCUUCAACCUGCCCCAACUCCCAUUAAUCGAACCGGGAGCGACUCGUCCAACGCAGCAGCACCAUCACCACAACUCCCAGCAGCAGCACACGGUCAUCGUUCCGGUGGGCUGCCCGGCAAACUACACCCUCGAGUACGACCAGUGCGUGCCCAAGUGCGGCCCGUCCAUCGACGCCAUGUACACCGGCCGGCAGAAGGAGACCGUCGAGUUCUGGACACUGAUCCUGUCCGCGGGCUGUUUCAUCUUCACACUGAUGUCGCUGGUGACGUUCUGGACCAAGGCGACCAAGUUCGAGUACCCGGACCGGCCGCUACUGUUCAUGACCUUGUGCUACAACCUGAUGGGACUGUGCUACCUGGAGCGAACGAUCCUGCAUAACCCGCGGAAGGAGCUGAUCGACCUGAUGGAGUUCCGACAGGACUGUACCAUCACCUCGCAAUGUCUGGCGUAUUACAUCAUCAAGAAUUACCUGUUGAUCAGCGCCACGAUGUGGUGGCUCAUCUUUGGAGUUUGCUGGUACCUCAGCACCGCCAAGCAGUGGUCCUGUGAAGCUUUGGAGAAGAAGUCCGGACUGUUCCACGUGAUGGCUUGGGUUGUUCCGUUUGCAUCGCCCAUCAGUGCGUUGCUCCGCGGAAACAUCCAAAAGUUUGAACUGACCAACUUUUGCACCGCCAAGGGAUUCACCGAGAUUCCAGCACUCAUCCUGCUGAUCGUUGGUGCCGUCCUGAUCUUCCUGGCUUUGGUUGCGCUGAAACGCCUCAAAUCAACCUGGAACCAGAGCGAAACGCUGUCGAAGGUCUUCACCCGGGUGCUUCUCUUCGCCAUCAUCUACCUGAUUCCGGCCCUGUCCGCACUCAUCUGUACGUUCUUCGAGCGCAUCGAAAACCCGGUGGAACCGUGCAACUCCAACACCAUUUGUGCACCACCACCCAAGUUCUCAAUCCUGCCAACGCUGCUCAAGUUGAUCCUCACCCUGGUCGGCGGAUCCACGACCGGCAUCUGGCUGUGGUCCAAGCAGUCGACGGACCUCAACAAAAAGUCCUCCCUGGUUGGUUCCAACUCCGCCAGCGGAUCGCUCAAAGCCGUCCCACUGCUCAAGGUGAACCACCCGUCGACGGGAAGUCCCUACCGGAUGACGACCACGGCCAACGGAGGUAGCACCACCGGAGGUCACCACAGUUCCAGCUCCAAGAAGUACCUCUACAACCAGGCGUACAGCCAUCGAAGCUCCACCGGUGGCAGUGGCACAAACAACGGGUACACGCCGGUCCGGAUUCACCGGAGUCUGCGGGGCUCGUCCUCUGGGGGAUUCACCUCGUCGAUCAUCACCAGGAUAUAAAGGGUGGUGGGGGGUUUUGGAAGGUAGAAGAGGGCAAAGCUUUAUAAAUUUAGUAAUCGGAAUAGCGAACAUAUUCUCACUGUGAUAUAUAGAAGUGUAGCGAGCAAACUUGAUUUUUCGGUGAACAUCCGAACAAAAUGUGUUCUAGGCUUAGCUGUAAAUACUUGGAUUAGCGAGCAAAGUAUUGAAAUGAGUAUUUAUUUACUGUGUAAAUGAGUUAGGUUAGAAACACUACGUUAUAUUCUUGACAGAUGAAUUGAUCUUGUGUAAAAAGCGAUCAAAACUAGGACUGAUUUCUAACAGUUUAGUUUGUAAGAUGUACAUAUUGAUUUUUGUAUUUUCUAACGAAAAUCUUACUGAAUAAUAACACAUAAAGAAAAAUUAAA
Culex quinquefasciatus (southern house mosquito) is the source of this 2759-nucleotide messenger RNA. Its product is annotated as frizzled-3. The coding region runs from base 463 to 2373 and encodes 636 amino acids. NCBI's taxonomy places the organism in Eukaryota, Metazoa, Arthropoda, Insecta, Diptera, Culicidae. Gene Ontology annotation, cellular component: plasma membrane. The record is from RefSeq and is a predicted model, not a curated record. Gene Ontology annotation, biological process: non-canonical Wnt signaling pathway; canonical Wnt signaling pathway. The transcript is spliced from 3 exons. Gene Ontology annotation, molecular function: Wnt receptor activity; Wnt-protein binding.